UCCAUUCUCCACCCAUCCCUCCCCCUUCCUGUUCCUGAAUCUCGCGCAGAGGAAUUUUGACCCGCGGGAGGAGCCGUAGUUGUCGUUCUUGCCGGGAGCGGGUGACUUGGAGAUGUCGCAGAGGAAAGAGUCUGGAGACAAGAGGGGCCAGCCAUCGAGUCCUCGGCAGGCCCCGGUCACCAUCAGCGACGUGCAGGAGCUGGUGAGGCGGAAGGAUGAGAUCGAGGCGCAGAUCAAGGCCUACUAUGAAGUGCUGGAGGACCAAAAAGGAGUUGGGAUGAAUGAACCUCUGGUUGACAUCGAGGGAUAUCCUCGUGCAGACGUUGAUGUAUAUCAAGUUCGUACAGCAAGGCACAACAUCAUCUGUCUGCAGAAUGACCACAAAGCUCUGAUGAAGCAGGUAGAGGAAGCCUUGCACCAACUCCAUGCCAGGGGGAAAGAGAAGCAAGCAAAAGACGCAGCUGAGGCCCAGAAUGAGGCUAUGAACCAGGGCCAGGGUUCAAGCUGGGGACCAGGUCAGAGCUUGCCUCAGCCUUUUGCAAAAGUGAACAGCAUCAGCCCUGGCUCUCCUGCCAGCAAUUCGGGUCUCCAAGUGGAUGAUGAGAUUGUGGAGUUCGGCUCAGUCAAUACCCACAAUUUCCAGAAUCUGCAGAACAUCGGAACAGUGGUCCAGCACAGUGAAGGGCAUCCUUUGAAUGUGACUGUGCUCCGGAGAGGUGAGAGACUCCAGCUUAGACUUGUUCCAAUGCGCUGGGCUGGGAAAGGAUUGCUAGGCUGCAAUAUUAUUCCCUUGCAAAGAUGACUGCCCUUCAGGACCAAUGAAAAAGAGGACCCUCCCUUCCCAUCGCCUGGACUGGGAGGUGGUUUGAAUUUCCCCAUCUUCAGCUCCCGUUUGGAUGGGUGAACUCUCAGAUGUUGGAGAUGCUCCUCCAACAAGGGUUUUGACCAACACAGGCUUCCUGGAUGAAAGUGUGGUUAAAACUUUGUAUUUGCUUAGCAUCUCUUGCAGUUUAUGCCUUGGUCUUUAAUGAAAAUUAUUUUUGCUUGUGGGUCAGUGGACAGGAGUUUAAUUUGCCAGUAUUUAUACUCUUUUGGAAGUUGCUUUAAUUUUUUAAUUUUAAUUUAAAUUUUUAAAACUUUAGAUAAGGGGAUAUGAUUUGCAGGAUACUGCUAUGUUGUCCACAUACGUAUAUAUGUAUAUAGCAUAUAAAUAUUUGAUCCAUCUAAACCAAAGCGUAUGAGGUUAGAAUCUUCCCACAGAAACUCAUAGACGAGAAGGUGCCAGUAGAGAUGAACUGCUUGGGCAUUUCUCAAGUUAUAACUUGACCAACUUCAUUGAUUUCCAAGGUGUAUCAUCUUUUACUGGGUUGGCACUAUUGAAGGCAGAGUAUAAUACUAUCAAGCCAAAGGGGGGUGAAGUCUCUGGAGUAUGAAUGGCUGGGUUGGGAUAUGGUCAAUCUUGAGUGUAAACAUGGACCACUUCUGUGACUUUGGGGGAAGGUGCUCAAUCAUAAUGGGACAUGCCUGCCUUUUGUCUCCACAAGGGGGCAGCAGGGUCUUCUAUUUCUGCAGUCUGGGUCAGAGAAACCCACAUUUCCCCAGCCUCGGUUCUCUGUCUCUUCCAUCACAGCCGGGCGUUCAAGUGGUAGGGUGGCAGUUGUGAACAUGGACAGUGACAUUAAGCGAUGGACCUUUGCUGAGGGCCUGAGUUUUUUAAACAGGUACUCGAAUAAAUCUUAAGUGAUUUGAAGUUACUGCCUAUCACCCUUGUAGCUAUUCUGCCUCUUUCCAGUGCACAACUGAGAGAUGUUUCCUCAUGGAAGAAAAGACAACUGAGUUGAGAUUAGGCAGAGCCAUUGUUUACCAUCAGAAUAUCUGUCUAUGCAGCCAAAAUGUCAUCCUUCAUUGAUGAAGUGAAGGCUCAGGUGGGCAGUGGGAGCCACUUAGUUCUCCUACUCAACUGGAAGUUUCCUGUUCAGCGUGUUUCCCCAUAUGGAAAAGUUGGACCCCCAACUGUGUUCCUUCCACAGCCAGUCUUCGAUUGUAACUGCAGACAUGCUGUGUUUACCAGUGUUUUGCUGUUUGAAUUGCAAGCAUUCUCACUACUCCAAGUGUUUUCAGAUCCCCUUUGCCUACAUCCCAGACAGUUUAAUAAACCCAGCCUAUGCCAUCCUG
Molecule: messenger RNA, 2175 nt
Organism: Gracilinanus agilis (Agile Gracile Mouse Opossum)
Lineage: Eukaryota; Metazoa; Chordata; Mammalia; Didelphimorphia; Didelphidae
Gene: PSMD9
Product: proteasome 26S subunit, non-ATPase 9
Exons: 6
Coding region: 113-802 (229 amino acids)
Biological process (GO): proteasome regulatory particle assembly
Cellular component (GO): nucleus; cytoplasm
Molecular function (GO): protein binding
Source: RefSeq, a predicted model, not a curated record